Molecule: messenger RNA, 2191 nt
Organism: Argiope bruennichi
Lineage: Eukaryota; Metazoa; Arthropoda; Arachnida; Araneae; Araneidae
Product: platelet-activating factor acetylhydrolase 2, cytoplasmic-like
Exons: 9
Coding region: 114-1418 (434 amino acids)
Molecular function (GO): 1-alkyl-2-acetylglycerophosphocholine esterase activity
Source: RefSeq, a predicted model, not a curated record
ACGUAUCCUUAUCAGUUCUUAUUUAUGGACAUUACGUAGAAGGGAAACUAAACAUGUAAAUUGAAGUUUUGUUUUUCAAGUUGAUGAUAUGAAAGUAUUUUUUCUGUAUAAUAAUGGAAGAAAGAGUUAAAUCUUUAACUUACAAAGGUAGAAGACAUUUGCCUUUGCCAACUGGGCCUUUUACUGUGGGCUGUACUGAUGUUAUGACUUCUUAUUUAAAAUUUGGUGUCUUUGUUAGGCUAUAUUAUCCCUCUCGAGACCAAGGAAUUCUGGAUAGAUAUUUGCAAUGGCCAUUAUGGCUUCCUCAUAAAGAAUAUCUCAAUGGAUAUUCUGUUAGACUGGGUAUUCCAUCAAGUAUCUUUAGGUUUCUGCAUCAAAUAUUGGUUGGAAAGCUGUACAUUCCAGCAGUUUGGCAUGCAGCACUGCGACAAAGUGAUGAAAAAUAUCCAGUGGUAGUUUUCUCCCAUGGGUUAAGUGGUUGGAGAACAGUUUAUUCUUCCCUGUGCUUAGAAUUAGCAUCAUAUGGUUUUGUAGUUGCUGCUGUAGAACAUAGAGAUUAUUCUGCAUCUGCAAGUUUUUACAAAAAACAAGUAAGAAUGUCAGCCAGUGGAACUAAUCCUGGUGCUAGCCUCUGUGAUUUAGAUGAUUUACUCAAUGAUCAAACUGAUUUUGUUGAUGGAAAAUGGGAUGCAGGUCAAGGGACUCAAGAUGUUGGUCCAUUUUGUCAUGCAAAGGAGUGGAUGUUAUAUCAGCCUGCUACUAAAGAAAACGAGACAAGCAUGAGGAGUCGCCAAGUAAAAUAUCGAGCAAAAGAAUGUAUGGAAGUUUUAGAUCUCUUGGAAGAUUUGAAUAAGGGACGAUAUGUCGUGAAUGUUUUGGAAUCCAAUAUCGAUUCUGGCAUGUUUUACAACCAGCUAGAUUUAAAGAAUGCAUUUUUUAUCGGCCAUUCUUUUGGUGGUUCAACUGGUAUUUUGUGCCUUGCUACAGAGUUGAGAUUUAAAGCUGGCAUAUUCUUAGAUCCAUGGAUGCUUCCAUUCUUUGAGGAUCAAAGUUGUUUCUCAAUGAUUUCUCAACCCUUCCUAUGCCUUCUCGUUAAAAGCUUUCAAACAAAGAAGUCUUUGGAAAUCUUGAAAAACCUUCAAGACAUGCACAGUCAAUCACAGUUUUAUUUUAUAAAAGAUGCUGAUCACAGAGACCUGUGUGAUACUCCUUUCGUUAAUAAAUACUCAUUAUCCUUGUCAUCUAAAGUUGGAUUACGAAUUGAGAGAUUUGCUGCUCUUGAAUUAAUGUCUGAUCUCAUUUUCCAAUAUUUGGGACAUCAUCUUGGGAAAUCCAUUCGUAGUAGCAGCAGUAAGAUAGAAUCACUGAAGAAAAAGUUUCUGAGAUCAGAAGAAUAUUUUACCAAACUCAUAGCAUGAAAAAAUUACAUUACAAAUCACAUUUUAUAUCAUUAAUUUAGUUAGAAAUUAAUAUUUAGUUAAGUUUUUAUUUGUGUUUCAUUGUGCCAAAGAUUUUUAAGUGUUUUAAUUAAUGUUAACUUGUGACAUAUUUAUAUUUCUGAUUAAAAUAUUUUUACAAUCUUAGUAGCUCAUUUAUUUAUCAUUAUUAUUAUUACUACAGAAACUGGCUGCAUAUUUUUUUAAAGCUGAUUAUCAUGUAAAGGGCCAUCAACAUGAAUGUUAAUAUACUCUCACACCUCCUCCUUUUUUUUGUGCUUAUAAUUCACUCUCAGGACAAUUUAGACAUCAUUCAGGUUUGUUUGUUUUUUCUUGUAUAUGACUUAAAAAAACCACUUAUCUAAUUCAUCUGUUCCUACUAAUCAAGCUCAAUCAGUUAACUCUAUUUAUUAAAAUGGAACUUCAUGAGAAAAUUUUGCUAUAAAUGAUUUAAUGAGAUUUUUGAUUUCUUGAUGUGCACAUAAGUUGUUGAUUGUCAGAAAUUAAAAUCCUAAUAGCAAAACCAAGCCUCCUAAUAACUACCAUUACUUGAAUUCUGAGCAUGGAAAAAUUGUAUGCAAAUUGUUUAGAUUUUAUACAAAACAUCUUGUAAAAUGCCAUAGCAAGUAGUAGUACUGCAGUUACAUUAUUUAAGUUGGUUGAUUUUUUUUUAUAACUAUUUUUUGAGGAAAAGAAGCAUCCGUCUUCAUUUCAUAAUGAUGUUAUAACUGAUUCACGAAACGAAGAUAUUUGUA